AUGGAGUUGGGCAUUGUGAAAACUGAGGGAAUCCCACGGUCCAGGAGCUUUUCUUUGAUGGAAAAUGGCGGCGUUACCGAGGCUAGAUGCGUAAAAAGGCGUCGCAGAUCACCCGGGGUGACGCUCGAUGAUAAGAGAGUUGGAGGAGGACAUGAUCAGCAGCAGCCUACAGUUCAAGUUGAUCAAAAUAGUGCAACUCCGAGUGUAACACCUACUACUACUACUACAGUCAAGAGAAGCUCUAGAUUUCGAGGAGUUAGCCGGCAUAGGUGGACAGGAAGGUUUGAGGCUCAUUUAUGGGACAAAGCAUCAUGGAAUGCUACACAGAAGAAGAAGGGAAAACAAGUUUAUCUAGGGGCAUAUGAUGAAGAAGAAGCUGCAGCAAGAGCAUAUGAUUUGGCUGCAAUCAAGUAUUGGGGAAACACAACUUUUACCAAUUUUCCAAUAAGUGAGUAUGCACAAGAGAUUGAAAUAAUGCAAAACCUGACAAAGGAGGAGUAUUUGGCCUCUUUAAGAAGAAGAAGCAGUGGCUUUGCAAGAGGAGUGUCAAAAUAUAGAGGGGUGGCACGACAUCAUCAUAAUGGUAGAUGGGAAGCAAGAAUAGGCCGAGUUUUCGGAAACAAGUAUCUUUAUCUUGGUACUUAUGGUACUCAAGAAGAGGCAGCCAGAGCAUAUGAUAUUGCAGCAAUUGAAUAUAGAGGAAUCAAUGCAGUAACUAACUUUGAUUUGAGCACUUACAUAAAAUGGCUAAAACCUGGAAACUCUAGCUCAACACCUCAACCUGUUGAAACCACCCCGAAUCUCUUUGACCUCGGCGAAAAACAGCUGCUUCAUCAUGAUUACUUCUCCUUGAAGCCUGAUUCAUUCAGCAGCACUGGCACAUUAUCAAUGUCCAUUCCUCAAAAACAAGAAGUUAUUGAAACUAAAUUGCCACUCAGCCCAAUGAACAGGUCAUCAUCCCCUACGGCGCUUAGCCUUCUGCUAAGAUCAUCUAUGUUUAGAGAAAUGGUUGAGAAGAGCUCCAAUGCUGAUAGUCAUCAUGAUCAUGAAAAUGAUGGGAAUCAUCAUGACUUGAUCAUCAAGAGGAGUCAAUCAUCACCAGUACUACAGAAUGGAGAGGAAUUAGGCGACGAUUUUUCAUUUUUCCAAGGUAGCGGCGCCAUGAGUUUCCCUUACUUUUUCCCUUACAACGUUGGGGAUGAACUGUCAGGAGUAGUAUCAGAGAAGAAGAGUGUAUCUCCAGUUAGGGCAUCGCCAUUGAGUGAUCGAAUGGAGCAAUCAUCCUGGAAUGAUGUCCUGAAUAUUGCAUCACCUUCCUCAGUUCAUCAAAGAGAGAUUUAG
Messenger RNA from Oldenlandia corymbosa var. corymbosa, 1341 nucleotides. The record is from the annotation of a GenBank genome assembly. NCBI's taxonomy places the organism in Eukaryota, Viridiplantae, Streptophyta, Magnoliopsida, Gentianales, Rubiaceae.